Messenger RNA from Bemisia tabaci, 1241 nucleotides. RefSeq lists its product as uncharacterized. NCBI's taxonomy places the organism in Eukaryota, Metazoa, Arthropoda, Insecta, Hemiptera, Aleyrodidae. The record is from RefSeq and is a predicted model, not a curated record.
GAACAUCAAUCGGCGGGAGUAACUAUAAAACGCAUGCUCCGUACACGUUCAUUCAUAAUUUUGUGCUUACUCCACACGUGCAAUCAUGGAACUCACAAAGCAGGCGAUAUACUUAACUGCUCUUGCAGCAACCUUCUGCAUUCUCUCAGUUGAAGCUGAGGAAAAGAUCGAGAAGAAAUCGGCCGAAACAGAAACCAAAAACGAUCUUCAGCCGGAGGCUUCAGCACGAUUCUUUGGCUAUGGAGAUAAUUACGGUAGCGGCUACGGUGGAUACGGCAAAUACGGCGGAUACGGUGGUUACGGCACCGGUUACGGUACAGGAUACGGGGGCGGUUACGGAGGUGGUUACGGAGGCGGUUACGGAGGCUACGGUGGUAGCUACGGUGGAUACAGAGGUUACCCAGGCUACGGCAGUUACGGCGGUAGCAGCUACUACAACAGGUGGAACCCCAGUUACAACAGGUACGGUGGUUACGGAGGCUAUGGAGGCUACGGAGGCUACAACAACUACGGCGGAUACGGAAGCGAGUAUCUCGGCACCGGCUACGGAGGUGGAUACGGUGGAUACGGAGGUUACAAUGGAUAUCGUGGAGGAUACGGUGGCUAUGGUGGCUAUGGAAGCAAUGGCGGUUACGGAAGUUACGGAGACUACAACAGUUGGUAAAACUAACAGUUUUGACGAUAUGAACAAUUCUUCUCCAGGUCUCUGCGCUACAAGUUGCUAUUUACUGCCAUUUUUCGCAUUCUUCCUAAAAAUCAUCAUGAGGGUAAAACUGAUAUGUUUGGUCAUUUCACAUGUGAAAAUAAGUAUUUCCUCCCCGAAAUUGUUUUUAAACUGACGCUUGCAGUCUUUACUAGUCACUAUCAUCAAUGUUCAAUCGCUCUCUUUCCUCCUUCUUCCCUCCCCUUAUGAAUGGUUAUUUUAAGAAAGUACUUUGAGAUCUCCUAUGGAAUUACGUCUAUGCUUUGUAGACUAUUCCAAUAAAUAGAAAACCUACAAAGAUCCGAACCAGAGAAUGUAGACAAAGUUUUUUGUUCCUAGCCUCUACAUCUACAAACUCACUAAAUUAUCCACAUACAUUAUGCAGCAGAUUUACUCUACAUCCUUUGAUAAGUCUCACAUUCGAAACCCCUCAUUAAAUAUUGAAGCAGGGUACUCAAGGGGCGAUUUUUUUUUCUUUUUUCGUUCUUGCGAUUGCCAUUCUCACAAUCCCUCUAUACUCUUGUGAACCACACAGAAA